Messenger RNA from Ostrea edulis (European flat oyster), 1490 nucleotides. RefSeq names its product arrestin domain-containing protein 3-like. The transcript has 8 exons. Gene Ontology annotation, biological process: protein transport. The coding region runs from base 135 to 1256 and encodes 373 amino acids. Gene Ontology annotation, cellular component: cytoplasm. NCBI's taxonomy places the organism in Eukaryota, Metazoa, Mollusca, Bivalvia, Ostreida, Ostreidae. The record is from RefSeq and is a predicted model, not a curated record.
CCUAAACAUAUGGUCAUUUAAAUCUAACCAAGUUGUAGGUACGGACGCACUCUAUCUAGAAUUUUAAAUGUUCUCUUUAUAGGUAUAAGUAUUUUGACAAUUACGGCAUAGUUGAACAGAUAAAAAGUAUCAUCAUGGGGUUGAGAAACUUCCAGAUCAACUUAGAUAAUUCCAAAGGAAUAUUUGUGUCUGGUGAAACCGUCAGUGGAAGGGCAACGCUGGAUUUGGAAUCUGAAAUGAAAGUGCGAGAGAUUAGUCUAGCCUUUGUAGGAAAGUCUAAUGUGCACUGGUCAGAGAGACAAGGAAGCAGCGACAAUCGACACACUGUGUUCUACACAGCAACAGAAUAUUACUUUAACAAUGUAGUUUGCGUGUUUGGGAAAGGUCUUGGAGGUGGAGAUGAACACUUUUUGCAACCGGGACAACACGUCUUUCCUUUCUCAUUUGUUUUACCACCAAAUUUACCAUCAUCAUUUGAAGGAGGCAAGGGACACGUGCGAUAUACUAUCAGAGUAUCCAUAGACAGACCCUGGAGAUUUGAUGACAACACACACACAAUUCUAGCGUUUACAGUGUUAAGUGCCUUAGAUCUCAACCAAGAACCUCUAGCAACUAAUGGGGCGGAUGCUACAGAUUCAAAGAUGCUGUGCUGUUGGUGUUGUGAAUCAGGCCCAAUAACAGGAACUAUCAAGGUCAACCGAGUUGGCUAUGUUCCUGGAGAAUCUGUUUAUUUUGAGGCUAGUGUACAGAACAUGUCCAAUCGUGCGUGUCGCAUGUAUGCUACGUUAGACAUGGUAACCACUUUUCAUGCGACAACUAAAAGUUGUAAUUCAUUUUAUCGCAUUAACACCACUCCGCACCAGGACCUGCAGCCGGGGGAUUCGGAAGUUUGGGGCGGCGAAAGAUUUAUCCUCCCUCCCCUUCCGCCAUCGUAUCUUGCUGGCUGCAAUAUCAUAGAUGUACGAUAUAUCCUGAAGCUCGUCUUAGUUCCCUCUGGAACAUCCAUGCCCUUGCAUGUUCCGGUUGAAAUCAUCAUAGGAACUAUUCCCCUUCAAUCAGCAGUGGAACAAUAUCAACAGACAUUAGCGUCAGCGCACCCCUCGGCUCCUCCCCAAGUUGCAAUGCCUGCCCCUUCCUACAACGAGUCCAUUAUGGGUUCUACAAAUAUUGCAGGCGAGGAAGAUGGUGAACAGACACAAGGGCAGCUGGACUUCACUCCUACAUAUACCUACUACGAUUGGUCAAAGUCUGCUUAGUACUAGAACCUUCAUUGUUCCAAGACUACAGUGAAGAAAUACUUUAGAAACAUAAUUUUCCAUCUGUGAUAAUCAAUGAUUAACUUCUGACGUGCUAUCUUAGUGCCUGUAAUUACGAUAAGACGAAAUGUAUAAAAGUCUUGUGAAAAAUCGUCCAUCCCAGGUUAAAAUGUUAACGUUUUCACUUGGACAUUUCUAUACAGCAAUAUUGGUUCAUUAAAAUAAAAUAUAGUU